Eriocheir sinensis (Chinese mitten crab) is the source of this 3833-nucleotide messenger RNA. Its product is annotated as sesquipedalian-2-like. The coding region runs from base 675 to 1562 and encodes 295 amino acids. The record is from RefSeq and is a predicted model, not a curated record. Lineage: Eukaryota; Metazoa; Arthropoda; Malacostraca; Decapoda; Varunidae. Gene Ontology annotation, biological process: endosome organization; receptor recycling; retrograde transport, endosome to Golgi. The transcript has 8 exons. Gene Ontology annotation, cellular component: recycling endosome; early endosome; trans-Golgi network.
GGAGAAAACUGUGUAGGCCAAAAGAAGAACCAGAGAGAAGAAGAAGAAGAAGAAGGAGGAGGAGGAGGAAACAGUGUAUUGGUCAAAAGAAGAAGAAGAAUCAGAGAGAAGAAGAAAAAGAGAGAAAAGAGAAUAGAAGAAAGAGAAGUAGAAGAAGAAAACUGUGUAGCCCAAAAGAAGAAACAGAGAGAAGAAGAAGAAGAAGAAGAAGAAGGAGGAGGAGGAGGAAACAGUGUACUGGUCAAAAGAAGAAGAAGAAUCAGAGAGAGAAGAAGAAAAAGAGGGAAAAGAGAAAUAGAAGAAAGAGAAGUAGAAGAAGAAAACUGUGUAGCCCAAAAGAAGAACCAGAGAGAAGAAGAAGAAGAAGAAGGAGGAGGAGGAGGAAAAAGUGUAUUGGUCAAAAGAAGAAGAAGAAUCAGAGAGAGAAGAAGAAAAAGAGAGAAAAGAGAAAUAAAAGAAAAGAUCAGAAGAAGAAAACUGUGUAGGCCAAAAGAAGAACCAGAGAAGAAGAAGAAGAAGAAGAAGAAGAAGAAGAAGAAAAAAAGUGUAUAGCUCUAAAGAAGAAGAAGAAGAAGAAUUAAACCAUGGGAGGCUGAGGCGGGCCAUCGGUUACCUCUUAAUUAUCUCUCAGUACAGGGACUUUACUUGAUGAGUGAGGCAGAAAGAAGAACAAGAUGCAUUUUAACAAUGACGAAAUAGCCGCGUUUGCGGAGUCAGCAGGGGACCACGAGGGCCGGCUCACCCACAAGCCUCCCCCCAGGACACUGUAUGACUCAGCCUAUAAGGAGCGCUGGUUCAAGCUGAAGGCCAAUCUCCUGUUCUACUAUCGCCUCAACGAAUUUGGAGGCAUAGGAAAAAAUGAGCCGAGUGGUGUCUUUGUAUUGGAGAACAUUGAAGUCCAGAAGGAAGGGGCUUCUGAUGUCCCUUUUGGGUUUGCAAUCAAAUGGAAGGAUGAUAUGGAUAAAAAGCAUCUCUUCUUUGCCCAGUCAGAAGCAAGUGCUGUUACAUGGGUCAACAAAUUGAUCCAUGCGAGCUAUGAACACAUGAGAGCACAGAUGGUAAUGUUGAGAGUCCAAAUUAGAAGAAAGACAGGAAAGGAUCCUCUGGAGCACUUUGGGACCCCCCUUAUCCAGCGAACAUCAAGAAUUCGUGCUAAAGGCAAGUCACAAUUUCAUGUGGAUUUGGAGGAAGAGGAAGGUCAUGCAUCACAGAACUUGCCACUGAACUCCAUGGCAAGACUUCUGGUUCAGCGGAGCCCAGAGGGGAAGUGUCAUUCAAUACAUGGUUUACCAUCAAUGAACUCGACUACGAAGGUGGAAAUUUCAAAAAGUUCGUCAUUAAGAGAGCCAUCAUUAAGAGAGCCAGUGCGUGCUGCUCCACUCCCUCCACCCAGGAAGGGAAGGAAACAAAAUGCCGGAAAUGGACAUACAGUUGUGGAUGAUUUAGUGCUAGGAAUAGGCAGCGACCAAGUCUUGAUAGCAACGGGCCGCGACCAAUCCUCGUUCAAGUGCCACAUAGAGGAUGAUUGUUUGUCCAGCAAGCAGACCAACCUGCUGGACUAACUGCUGCCUCAGCUCCAUGCUCUUGUGUCUGCUUCACACUGAAUCUCAUCCUGGUGACUCGUCCGUCUGAAACAGUCAGUUGUUAAUGGAAUGUUCUGAUUAUUAGUGGAAUGUUGAGUGCUAUUUACCUAAUUAGUCCUCAGGUGCCUUAUAAGAACUGUAAUGUUUUGUGAUAGAAGCAUACAUGUAGCUAGGAGGUGCCUUGUUCAGGGUUACUUCUUACAUCCUUAUUGUCAUUAUUUGUCCCUGCAAAAUUUGAAUAAAUGUUUACUUUAAAUUUAUAUAAUUUUCUUGGAAAAAAGACAGUUGAUAGCAACACAAGAAAGAGUGGCCCUGUUGCGCCUUCUCAUUCUUUACCUCAUGUUCACACCCUGAUAAGGUGCUGCUGAUGGGGAGGGGCUGCUGCUGAUCACAGUGUUCUCUACAUCUCUACCAAAGUGUAUUUUAAGAUUGUAUAUUUAUUUUCUUCAGAUUUUAGUUUUAUAUUUUGGUGUCAGACAAUAUGAUGACCCAGCAAUGUUUAAAAGUACUGUGCCAGUCCUAUCAGCCGCCAGUGGCUUAUCUGGAUGGAGGGAGGAAGGAAAGCCCGGAAGAGGGUGAGGUAGUUUCCAGUACACCUUGAGGGUACAGGGAGACCAUUACCCUCAAAUCUACAUAACUUGAUUUUCUGAAUUUCAGGUUUACUGUUUGAAACCUUCUAUCCUUAAACUCUCCAUCCAGGAGCUGAACACCUGCAAAAAGGAGAAACUAUACAUUCCACUUUUAUCCACUUAGUGGCUUGUGUUUACAUGCUGGUGGCUUUUGAUUAUAUUGGAUUGUACUCCACCAAGUGCUGCCAGUCAAACCGUGGCCUUCAGAAUACAAGUCAGGGCAGCAUCAGUGACUUGGUUGGUUUGCUGCCUUGACUUCUGAAGGCCUGGGUAUCAUUACCAGCACUCAGUGGUGUGCAUUUUGAGAUUUUUCACUGCAUUGUUGCAGUUUGUCUAAUGUUUUGAUAUUUGUAUGGUAAUUUUAUGUAUAUUUAUCCACAAUUGUAUGCAUCCCUAUAAUCUUGAAUUUUCAUUUUAGUCUGUGUUUACAUGAGUUGAUAUUGAUCAAGACUGAUUGUAAGACAGUCUCCAUACUGUUUAAUGGCAGACACACACUCACAUAUAGUCUUGUCUUUGAUGAUAUUUGAUUCUCACACAAAGCCUUUGUUUACAAUUUACACAACUGUUGAUGACAAUACUAGGUUAGGUAGUGUAAAUCAGGGCUGUUGGUACACAUUUAGGACAUUGGGGCCUUAGUCCGGUUCUGUAGAACCACAAGUGUUGGUCUGGGGCAUGAUGCUCCCAAAUAAUUUUUUUGUAUUUUGACAGUUUUCCUGCCAUCUCUGGCCAACUGAGAAAAAACAAACAAAUACCGUAAAUCAAUUCCUGCAAAGAUACAAUACUAAACUAAACAGAUUUGAGGCUAAAGCUCUGAAAUCCCUCCCCAACAAUGGCCCUGGUGUAGAUAAGAGUUUGGUCAUGGUCGGUGUGGUUGAGUCACGGUAGUUUAGUACAGUAGGAAUGGCACAUGAAAGCAGGGCAGGAAUGGUACUAGUUUAGUACAGUAGGAAUGGCACAUGAAAGCAGGGCAGGAAUGGUACUAGUUUAGUACAGUAGGAAUGGCACAUGAAAGCAGGGCAGGAAUGGUACUGUCAUGGUAGGGGUGAGGAUGCUUGGUUUUCAUGUUUACUUUUGGUGCCUCCCUAAUCAUACUUUACUGUGAUAACUUUAGUCUUCCUCGUUACUUCCAUGUAUAAAUUUAAAUGUUGAUUAAUAUCCUCAAAACUAAAAUGGAGAAAUAGUAUAUCUUAGAGAGGAUUAUGCAAGUUUCAGAACCAAUUCUUAAAUGUGACAAAAAGACAGUUGAAAGGAAUGAAUCAGCAUGCAAGGUCUCUCUCUACUUUACCUGUAUGUACUUCAAACUGUGGUGGAUGGGGGCUGUACUGUGUGUAUGCAUAUUAGUAUAACUGUGCGUGUGUAUGUGCAUGUUGCUGCGUGAGUGUAUACUUGCAUGCAUGUCCGAGAGAGAGAGAAUUAUUAGAGGUAACACUCUGUAUGGCUCAUUCAAAGUAGUACUUCUAUAUAUUAUGUGGAAUAAACAGCCAACAAGAUGUGAUUGGGAUAUCUAAUUGAGGACCUCCUGACCCAGUGCCUUAUAUCCAUCCUAAGGAAAUUAUACCAGAGUUUGUUUGAAGGUGCAGUCAGGGCACUUUAACCCUUAGACGGCGGCAGUAUUUGAAGA